Kazachstania africana CBS 2517 is the source of this 1509-nucleotide messenger RNA. RefSeq names its product mitogen-activated protein kinase kinase STE7 (gene STE7). Lineage: Eukaryota; Fungi; Ascomycota; Saccharomycetes; Saccharomycetales; Saccharomycetaceae. The coding region runs from base 1 to 1509 and encodes 502 amino acids. Gene Ontology annotation, biological process: protein phosphorylation; MAPK cascade. The record is from RefSeq and is a predicted model, not a curated record. Gene Ontology annotation, molecular function: MAP kinase kinase activity; ATP binding. The transcript has a single exon.
AUGAUUGCGAUGAUAGACCAAGACCAUUCCGCAUCUUCAAGUCCCUUCCAAAAGAAGACAUUACAAAGGAAAAAUUUUAAACAACUUUCUUUAGGCGAUACUAAUACUGUCCAUACUAAUACCAGUGUUGCUACACUUGGCACAUCGCUGAACAGUCUCAGUAUUGAGGAAACCAGUCAUGCACAGAUGCCCUCUCAAAAUAGUUUGUAUCUUCGAAGAGGAUUGAAAAAGAAACUGACAUUAGACGCCAAACCGCAACAAACAACUUCUAAAACAGAAAUUAGAAAUAAUAAUGUCAUAAUAGCAGACCCAAGUGAUAUAGAUAUAAACGAUACCAAUGCAUCGACAUUAAUCAUUCAAUCAAAUAAUUCAAUUCAAAAUAACAAACUUGAUUCAUAUUCCUCUUCAUCUUCAUCAUCUUCCACUUCUUCUCCAUCUACCAAUGUAACAAUAGAAUAUCAAUUGCAAGACUUAGUCCAAUUGGGGAAAAUUGGUCAAGGUAAUUCAGGUACAGUGCUGAAAGUGUUACAUGUUCCAACGUCAAAGAUACUUUCUAAGAAAACUAUUCCUAUUGAACAAAAUAAUGAUAUAAUUAAUAACCAACUAUUGAGAGAAUUGACAAUUAUGAAAGGAAUAAAACCACAUGACAAUAUCAUUUCCUUUUAUGGUGCGUUCAUUCGACAUUCUGUUAAUAAUGAAAUCAUAAUUUUGAUGGAAUAUAUGGAUUGUGCGUCUUUGGAUAAGAUAUUGAAUGUUUUUAAAAGUUUUAUGGAAAAAGAGAACGUUACCAAUUACAGGAAAACUUGGUUCAACAAUCCACUAGUUCUAUCGAAAAUAUCAUUUGCCGUUUUAAAUGGUCUUUCUUACUUGUACAAAAAUUAUAAAAUCAUUCAUAGAGAUAUCAAACCUUCCAAUGUUUUAAUUAAUAGUAAAGGCCAAAUCAAGAUAUGCGACUUCGGCGUUUCCAAGAAAUUGAUCAAUUCGAUAGCAGACACUUUUGUGGGAACGUCUACAUACAUGUCGCCUGAAAGAAUUCAAGGCAAUGUAUACUCCACAAAGGGUGAUGUCUGGUCUUUGGGACUUAUGAUCAUUGAAUUGGUUACAGGAGAAUUCCCAUUAGGUGGCCAUGAUGAUACUCCUGAUGGUAUACUCGAUCUGUUGCAAAGAAUAGUCAAUGAACCUUCUCCACGAUUACCCACAUCCUUUAUCGAAAACUAUUCCAGCCACAAUAUCGAAGAUUUGAAAGAAUUGGUUAAUUUUGUUAAUAGAUGUUGCGUGAAAGAAGAGAAAGGUAGAUCCUCCAUUAACGAGCUGUUAGUUCACGAUUUCAUAGUAAGAUACAAUGGGCCGUCAAAUACUGCAUCAAGAAAUUAUGAAAGAGAGUUUAGACAUUGGUGUAAGAAAAUUAAAUCAAAAUUGAAAGAAGAUAAACAAAUUAAACGUGAAAUCAAUGAGCGUGCAAAACUAGAACAACAAAGAACGGCGCAAAAGAAAUCUUUAAAUCGAUAG